Messenger RNA from Meloidogyne enterolobii, 213 nucleotides. The record is from the annotation of a GenBank genome assembly. Lineage: Eukaryota; Metazoa; Nematoda; Chromadorea; Rhabditida; Meloidogynidae.
UUUAUGAAGCAUACAAGACCUAUAUUUGACGAAGAACCAGCAAUAAAAAUUACUCGUUGUGGAAAUUCUUCUAUUUGUUCUCAAAGAAACGGAAAAAUAAUGCCGGCUUCUGAAAAUAAUCAGAAUAAUUCAAAUCAAACAGGGGGAAAUGCAAAUGGUCCAAACUCUGCUGACAAUUCUGUGGACACAAAUCUUUAUUCGCGUCAAAUGUAA